Messenger RNA from Nematocida major, 423 nucleotides. RefSeq lists its product as uncharacterized. The record is from RefSeq and is a predicted model, not a curated record. The transcript has a single exon. Lineage: Eukaryota; Fungi; Microsporidia. Bases 1 to 423 code for a protein of 140 amino acids.
AUGGAUAGACGCGAGUUUCAAGCAAAAGAGAAAAGACAGGCGGAGGGAGAGGAGGGCGCAAAAGAGCAGAUGGAAGCGUUGGAGAAAAGCCAGAGGAAAGCUGCGGUGGGGGCUGGGGUAGGGGACAAAGAAGCGAAGGCGGAGAGGCGGAAGAGUGCAGAGCGGAUAGUGGAGUUGGAAAAAUGUGUUGCAGAGCUGGAGGACAGGAUGGAGGAGCUGGAAGAAGACUUAGAGGCCAUAGAGGCCAAGAGGCGGCAGAGUGCAGAAUAUGUGAAGGGGUUGGAAAACUUGGUUGCAGAGCUGAAGGCCGGAAUAAAGGAUGUGAAAAAAGCCUUAGAGGCAGGGCAGUGGAAGAGUGCAGGGCAGCUGAAGAAAGGCCAGGAGGAAAAAGUGAAGCUGAAGGGCAGGAUAAAAAAGUCAUAG